Molecule: messenger RNA, 3475 nt
Organism: Heterocephalus glaber (naked mole-rat)
Lineage: Eukaryota; Metazoa; Chordata; Mammalia; Rodentia; Bathyergidae
Source: RefSeq, a predicted model, not a curated record
GCGGAGGUGCCUCUCCGCGGAGGUGCCGCUACUCAGGGCAGCCUUCUCACGAUGGGACUUUCUCUCGCGGCAUUUCCUUGUUCCCAGAAUCCGUAGCGCGAGACGGAAAAAUACAGUCGAGUACUUCAACUCAGCUUCAGGAUCCAGCAGUUUAGACUGGACACCUUCCGUGCUUUUCUGAGGCAGCGUCUCUAAGGAAAAUGGCGGCCCCCGAGCAGCCGCUGCCGCUGUCUAGAAGAUGCCCGAGCUCCACUUCGCUUUCUCCCCCCCGAGGGGACCGAACCCUUCUAGUCAGACAUCUGCCGGCAGAGCUGAGCCCAGAGGAGAAAGAGGACUUGCUGAAGUAUUUCGGGGCGCAGUCCGUGCGCGUCCUGUCAGACAAGGGGAGACUGAAACAUACAGCUUUUGCUACUUUCCCCAAUGAAAAAGCAGCGAUAAAGGCAUUGACAAGACUCCAUCAGCUGAAACUUCUAGGUCAUACUUUAGUUGUUGAAUUUGCAAAAGAGCAAGAUCAAGUUCAUUCCCCAUGUCCCACUUCAGGCACUGAAAAAAAGAAAAGGUCUGAUGACACCAUAGAGGAUGAUAAAGAAAAAAAAGAAUUUGGCUGUUUAACAGUAGAAAAUGGAAUUGCACCAAAUCAUGGGCUGACUUUUCCUCUAAAUUCAUGCCUCAAGUAUAUGUACCCACCACCUUCAAGCACAAUCCUAGCAAACAUAGUGAACGCUUUGGCAAGUGUGCCUAAGUUCUAUGUACAGGUGCUUCACCUUAUGAAUAAAAUGAAUUUGCCCACGCCUUUUGGACCAAUUACUGCACGACCUCCCAUGUAUGAAGACUACGUGCCAUUGCAUGCACCUCUUCCACCUACAUCUCCUCGGCCACCUGAGGAACCUCCUUUGCCAGAUGAAGAUGAGGAAUUAUCUAGUAAAGAAUCAGAAUAUGAAAGCAGUGAUGAGGAGGAUCGACAGAGAAUGAGCAAACUAAUGGAACUAGCAAAUCUGCAGCCCAAAAGACCAAAGAUUACAAAGCAGCGCCAUGUGAGAAAAAAGCAAAAAAUAAAAGAUAUGUUAAAUUUAUCUUCAUCUGCUUCACACAGCAAUUUACAUCCUGUGCUAUUACCUUCAGAUGUAUUUGACCAACCACAACCUGUAGGCAGUAAGAGAAUAGAAUUCCACAUAUCUACUGACAUGCCGAAUGUAUUUAAGAAAGAUUUACAGAAAGAACAAAAUUGUGAGGAAAAAUGUUAUGAUUUACCUGCUAUUGAAGUUGAAGCAUCCAAUAUAGGAUUUGGAAAAAUCUUCCCCAAACCUAAUACGAACAUCACAGAAGAGUCUAAAGAAGAUUCUGAUGAAAUGCCCUCAGAAUGUAUUUCUAGAAGGGAGUUGGAGAAAGGCAGAAUUUCUAGAGAAGAAAUGGAAUCACUUUCAGUUUUCAGAAGUUAUGAACCUGGUGAACCCAACUGUAGAAUUUAUGUAAAGAAUUUAGCUAAGCAUGUUCAAGAAAAAGACCUUAAAUUCAUUUUUGGACGAUAUGUUGACUUCUCUUCAGAAACACAACGGAUCAUGUUUGAUAUACGCUUGAUGAAAGAAGGUCGAAUGAAAGGACAAGCUUUCAUAGGACUUCCAAAUGAAAAAGCAGCAGCAAAAGCCUUGAAGGAAGCUAAUGGAUAUAUUCUAUUCGGAAAACCCAUGGUGGUUCAAUUUGCUCGAUCUGCUAGGCCAAAGCAAGAUUCUAAAGAAGGAAAAAGAAAGUGUUAAAAACUAGUAACGAAGCAUUCCUGCGUGCAUACUGCUGUAAUACUGUCAUGCAAAAUGUAUCCUUUCUUGUUGUAUCCUUUUUGGGGCAGUGUUUUUUCUUUUUUCUUUUUUUUUUUUACUAGAAAUGUUUUGUCCCUAUUCUAUUCAUUGGUUCAGACUAAAUUUUUUUAUACUUUAUGCAAAUGAAAUAUUUCUCAAAUUGUAUACCUUGAAAGAAAUUUAUGAGUUUUUUUUAGAUUUGUUGUUGAAUUUUCUUUGCUGUUAUUUAGGUUAUAUAACUUUUCCAGGGAAAGUUAGUGAAUCAGGUCAACUUACAAGAGAAUGUAUGCAUUUACUUUAACCCAGAAUGUGGUCUUGUGUUUCUAUUUGUGUAUUUGCUAAACCUAAUUCAGUAACAUAUGGUUUCUAUCUUAAGAUAUAUGUGAUUUACACAUUCUACAUAAAAUUUGAGUAGGGAAACAAAUUGUUUUCUUUUUAAAAACACGUAUAUUGAAAAUUAAAUUUUUAUAUAAAUCCCAAAUUGAGUAGCAGACCUCACAUUUGAAGUCUUACUGAAAUUUCCAUUAAUGUAGAUAGCAAACAGAAGUCUUUUUACAAAAACCAAAAAAAAAAGACUAAGAAAAGAGUAACAAAGUGGAAGAUACAAUGUUGACUUAAGGUAGCUCAAUGAUGUGAAAAGAAAUGAUCCCAGAGAAUAUAAGAAUAGUGAUUCCCAGGCUUAUCGACCACAUCUAUGAUAAGAAUACUUCUUAAACUUGGCUGCACAUUGCAAUGACCUGGGGACUUUGAAAAAUCAAAAACAAAAAUUUAAAAUAUAUUAAUAUUAGAUUCCCUCCUCAGAGAGUUGGUGCUAUAUUUUAUUGGUUUGUAAUGUUUCAAACUUUCCUAAGUGACUAAUGUACAGUCAAAGUGGAGAACCACCAACGAAGUGUUUUUAUUUAUAAAGACUCUGAGACCUAUCCUAAAAAUGAUAAAUAGGAAUCACUGGAAAUAGGGUCCAGGAAUCUAAUUUGAAAAAGUUUCUUUAGUAAUUUAAGGACUGGCCAGUUUGGAUACUAUUUUUUGAAGUAAAAUGGUUGGAAUAAUCCUUAUCAGCUGUGACUGCAAAAAACUUAGAGAUACAGAAAUAGCAAAUUUUUUGAUAAGCAUGAUUAAAAUAUUUUAUUCUUUCAUGUUACAAAUUAGUUCCUGUGUAAAGUAUUUAUAUAAUUAAAUUUGUACUGACACGAUUCACUAAUUUUCUAAAUAUUAGCUUAAGUUACUUUCAAACUGAUUUUUGUAAUAAUGAUUAUUUUUAAUGAGCUUUUGUGGUAUUUUAGGUUCCUCUUGAAUUCCAUGUCUUUCAAGUUGUUUCCAACUUUGAGAAGAAAUUGACCACCUGGAGUAUGAAACUGAAGUCAGGUCAUGAAAAAGGGAAGAAGUCAUGAAGGAUGGAGGAAAGAGAAAGGUGUAAAAUUCAGAUCAAGGCAAAUGGGAGAUUAACCAUACCUUGGAUGGAUUGCUACUGUGUCCAGCAGCACAAAAUGUACUAUUUGUGUUGGAAAUGUGAAAGGACCUUGGCUUAAAAUGCUUCUCUGAUUUCAGAGUUCUGAAUGUCAGCUCUCAGAACAGAAAAUUGUUAUCAUCACAUAUCCUGAACAACAUUCUCAGUGCUUACCAGAAAGAGGAUACUUCACUCAAUACCUGUUGAAUGAAUGGAUAAAGUUUUCUCCGCACCCAUA